AUGGCCUUUACCGGCAAGGAGUUUCUUCUUUUCCUCGUCUCCGGGUGGGUAUGGAUGUGUAUAGUGCGGUGUGUGACCAUCGAUGAGAUCAGCAUGCUGGUGGGAGGAGGCCUUUCAGAGCGUUCCACCAUCGGUCUAAGUGGUAUGGGGUUUACCGGGCCCAUUCCUUCUGAAUUAGGGCUCUUAACAAACCUCACUGCCCUCGAUCUUUCCAACAACCACUUGACCGGCUCGAUCCCUCCCCUGCUUGGCCAGCUUGUCAAUCUCAAAGUCCUCGACCUUCACAACAAUAGCCUCUCUGGAGCCAUCCCAAUCGAGCUUGGCCAACUCGAGAGCCUAGAAAACCUGGACCUCUCUUACAACGGUCUCUCCAGCCCCAUCCCUCCUAAGCUUGGCCAGCUUGCCCAGCUGAAUAGACUCUCCCUUGACAAUAAUCGUCUUUGGGGUGUCAUGCCUCCCGAGCUUGGCCAGCUCACAGGCCUUGAACACCUCUACCUGUACAACAACCACCUCUCCGGUGCAACUCCUGCUCCGCUGGGGAAAUUGUCCAGACUCAGAUACCUUUAUCUCCAAGACAACAACUUUCACGGCCUGAUUCCCCCCGAGCUUGGCAACCUCGCAAACCUUGAUUACCUUGUCCUCAAGAACAAUAGUCUUUCUGGCACAAUCCCUUCUGAGCUCGGCAAUAUGUCGAGUCUCCGCCACCUCUACCUCUACAACAAUAACCUUACGGGUGCCAUUCCCCCCGAGCUUGGCCAACUUACAAGCCUCCAAACCUUCGAUAUCUCCACCAACGGUCUUUCAGACGUCCUCCCGGCCAAGCUCGGCCAGCUUGUUAGCCUCACCGACUUUUGGCUCCACGACAACAAGUUUUUCUUCACCCUGCCCCCUGAAUUUAGCCAAAUGGGAAACCUCACCGUCCUCUGGCUGUCCUUUAACAAUCUAUCCGGCAACAUUCCUUCCCAGCUAGGCAACCUUGCUAAGUUAAAAGACCUGUACCUUGACAACAACAGCUUCUCAGGCAGUAUUCCCCACGAACUCGGCCAACUUACGAGCCUCGAAACCCUUACCCUUAACGGCAACGACCUUUCUGGUCCCAUUCCUUCCGAGCUCGGCAGUCUGACUGGCCUCCUAGACCUCGACUUGUCCUCUACCAUGACAUCGUGCGAAAGGGUCAACCUGUCUCGCUUUCAGCAGCUCAGGUCGCUGGGACUUCCCUGCCAGCCGCCCCGUUCUGCAAAGCAGACCAAUAUCUACCUCCUCCAGCUGGGCUUAGGCGAUCAAACCACGGAGGCUUUGGAUCUUUCUUCGUUGCCUAGCUCCUGCAAGAUUGUCAAUCUGACGGACCCAAACCCGCGUCUCAAGCGCAUCCGUUUCUGGGAUGCGUGCAACACGGGCUGCGUUGUGAGCUUGCGGGGCACGGGGGCCAGGUUAUUGCGUAGCACAAGGCGUCAUAUCUGCCUGCACAAGAUCUCCGUAUUCUUGGACGGGGACCUUCCCGAACCCGUUUAUGAUGACAAUCAGCGUUUCACAAACGCUCUGAAGAACAACAAGGGGACCUAUGAUUUGACGGAUCCCAACUUCGUGGACUACAUCGAUCUGGGCCCGGACGGGAGAGCGUAUACCGGGGUGGGUUUCACGCGGGUUCAGGCGGGCAACCUGUGCGGUAACCCCGAAGCCAAGAGGGUCGCUGCAAUCGUCUUCGGGUCGUUUGCAGUCGGUUUGCUGCUGGCGACGCGCGCCAUUAUUUUGGUGGCACGAUGGCGGCGUCAGAAGCGGCCAAACGGCGAUCUUCAAGAGGAGCAAGACUCUCGCAGCUGGAAAUAUGCCGGACUCUACGUUUGGGGAGCGGCAUUGGGCGUACUGCCUGUCGUCGAUCUAGUCACGGACCUCUUCGUUUUGAAAGAGGUGGUGGGGGCGUGGCCGAUGUGGGUGGUUUUGGCGUCCAUAUGCGCGCCCUUCAUCGUUGGGGCAUAUGCAGUCACCUUGACUUGGACUUCCAUAACGCGUCCGGCGCUUAGAUGGAGCGGAAUGCGCUUCAUAUGGCUCUGGCCUCCGCCCUCGGAGUUUUCUCCAGAUAGUCACCCGGCUAGGAAUGCGAGGGCCCCGCACCGUUGGCUUCUUGCCCUUGUGCUACUGCCCUUCGGCGUAGUAGGCGUGCUUGUCCAGGACGUGCUUGCUGUCGUGGGAAAGUUUGGGUUUCACCUCGCUUGGGGGGAGGAAGUUGUCAGCUUUGAGCGGUAUCACGACGCUCGGGUGUCCGUUGAGAUGCUGCUCGAGGCUCUCCCUCAAGUGGUGUUCCAGACCGGGUUGUAUGUCGUGGGAAGUUCAAGGGCAACGAGAAUCUACAUCGACGAGCAGAUCUUUGUUCAGUCCAUCGUGGUGUCAUUAACGAGCCUAUCGGCACAGUAUUGCAAUGUGCUGUGGGAAGCAGUUUAUGAGGGUGAGUCGUUAGUGGGUGUGCUCGUGGGACGCUUCCAAAAGAUUGCUGGCCAGCCUUUCCUCUUUACUAGGGCAGCGUUAGAUAGGAGUGAGGACGAGGGAAUCCUUAGAGAUGCGGGUGUGGAGAACCCCGUCAGGUCCGCUUAUACCUUUUAG
Molecule: messenger RNA, 2598 nt
Organism: Klebsormidium nitens
Lineage: Eukaryota; Viridiplantae; Streptophyta; Klebsormidiophyceae; Klebsormidiales; Klebsormidiaceae
Source: the annotation of a GenBank genome assembly